This is a messenger RNA of Cyclopterus lumpus (lumpfish), 1983 nucleotides long. It is a transcript of the gene camlg, whose product is annotated as calcium modulating ligand. Bases 87 to 968 code for a protein of 293 amino acids. The record is from RefSeq and is a predicted model, not a curated record. NCBI's taxonomy places the organism in Eukaryota, Metazoa, Chordata, Actinopteri, Perciformes, Cyclopteridae. The transcript is spliced from 4 exons. Gene Ontology annotation, biological process: tail-anchored membrane protein insertion into ER membrane. Gene Ontology annotation, cellular component: GET complex.
GCGCCGUCCCUCCGCAGAAACAACGGCUCGCAGCAGUCGUUCUGUCCGGUGUGUGUGUGUUUGUUUUGCCCGUGAGAUCCACGAAUAUGGAGCCCGGAGAGGCCACCGAGGGGGAGACGCCCGGCUCUCUGUCGGUGGCGCAGAGGAGGGCCGAGAUCCGGAGGAGGAAGCUGCUCAUGAACUCCGAGGACCGGAUGAACCGAAUCGUCGGCUUCACCAAGCCCGAGAAGGAAAACAACGCCGCGGCGCUCCUGCGUCCCACGGAGCCCCGGUUCCACCUGGACCUGGACCGGACCGAGCCGUGGUCGCCCUCCCAGAGGCCGUCCCCCUUCCUGUCGGAGGCCUCGGGGCUCAUCAGUCGCUCCCGCGGCUCCACGCCAGAGCGGAGGGGCUCGCCGGGGCCGGACUCCGGCGAGCCGGCGGGCGACGGCGUCGGGGGGAUCCGACAGAGGCCGAGAGGGGAGCGGGGCCCGGCGGACGACAUCGGCGGCUCCCCGCACCGAGGCCUCCAGAAGUACCUGUCCCGCUUUGACGACGCCAUGAAACUGCGCGGCCAGCUGGCCAACGAGAAGCCGGCGCAGGACGGGGCGCCCGAGGCGGACGAGUUCGAUCCCUUCCGACUCUUCCGGCUCAUCGGCAGCGUCCUGCUCGCCGUUUUCGCCAGAGGCUUCGUCUGCACGUUCCUGUCGAUAUUCGCUCCGUUCCUGACCCUCGAGCUGGCCUACAUGGGGCUCUCCAAAUACUUUCCAAAGGUCGAGAAGAAGGCUCAGACCACCGUGCUGACCACCGCCCUGCUGCUGUCCGGCAUCCCCGCCGAGGUCAUCAACCGCUCCAUGGACACCUACCGGAGGAUGGGCGACGUCUUCGCCGACCUCUGCGUUUACUUCUUCACCUUCAUCCUCUCGCACGAGAUCCUGCUGCUCGUCGGCUCAGAGACUGCCCUGGUGGACCCGGGAGGAUCUCCGUAAACCCCCGCCCCCCUUUCUUGUCGCCCCCAACGAGUCCACGCUGGCUCACCAUCAGGGCCGCGCGUCCAGGAUUCCACUCGUGCUAAGCUACAUUUGACCGUAGAGUCUAGAGGUUGUUGUUUUAGGGGAAAGCUGCUUAUGAAGUAAAAUAAAAUAAAAAAAUGUAUGUGAAUUGAUAUUAUAAUUAAUGAUUAAUUCUAAUUAAUCAGCGUAAAGCUUUUUUCCCGUGGUGCAUGAUAUCGUCACCUCUGCACCUCAACCGGUGGAUGGCCACCGAUGGCACCAACGCAAAGUUUCCUCUUUUAUUUUAAACAAAAGUGUAAUUACAUAAAAGGGUUUUGCAACAUUUGAACAUUUUAUUUCUGAAUUUAUUCUCAGAAUUCAGAUUUUUUUUUCUCAUUCUUUUGUUAAUAUGUGUUCAAAACAUCUCACAAUUUUAUUUAUUUAUUGUUUAUCUAACUGUGGCCCUCCUCUUUGCCACGUAUGACCUAGAAAGAAGAGAAUACAGCACUUACAGUAAAAUAUUUAAGGACGAAAGACACAUUUCUUGUGGGGAACAUUUCCACAUCCGAUUCCGUCAGUGGGAGAUCAAAAGAGGAUUUCAGUAAUGUUCCGUGUUUUACGUCGUGACGGAUUUCCUCACGUUGACGUUGCGUUAAGUCUCUCUUCCUUUUUUUUUUUUUUGGUGUUUUUAAAAAAUAAAAGUGUUUUCUUUUGCGCUUAAAAACGCAGGAAGCUUCAAACAGAGGUGUGUUUAGUUUGUGUUGAGUAGUUCAGGUGACGUGUUCCUGCUUCAUACAUGUUCCAUAUAUACUCUCUUCCUGUGCGGUAGCGUUGUCUCUCUCUCUCUCUCUCGAUAUAUUUCAUCCUGCGACUCGUCUGACCGACUCGAUUGUUUUUGACAACGUUUACAGGAUCUUUACUUCAGUGUCGACGUGAUGUAAACCGCCUCAAAGACGGGAACGAGUAACGGGACGAUUCAAACCAAAUAAAUACGACUACUUGUGUGACGUCA